This is a messenger RNA of Punctularia strigosozonata HHB-11173 SS5, 1170 nucleotides long. RefSeq names its product tryptophan synthase beta subunit-like PLP-dependent enzyme. Lineage: Eukaryota; Fungi; Basidiomycota; Agaricomycetes; Corticiales; Punctulariaceae. The coding region runs from base 1 to 1170 and encodes 389 amino acids. Gene Ontology annotation, biological process: L-threonine catabolic process; L-serine catabolic process. Gene Ontology annotation, molecular function: threonine deaminase activity; L-serine ammonia-lyase activity. The transcript is spliced from 5 exons. The record is from RefSeq and is a predicted model, not a curated record.
AUGAGCGUCUCGUCAACAUCGCCGGACAAGGCCGGGCUCGUACAGAAGCCCUUAUACCUGCAAACGCCCCUGAUCAGGUCAAGUCAUAUAUCUUCGGCGUCGAAGUGCGACGCGUACCUCAAACUCGAGUCUUUCAAGGCCAGAGGAAUAUCUUCCUUCGUACAGCGUUCUGUCGCGACGCAUGGUGCAUCUGUGCACAUUAUUAUCGCCUCCGGGGGCAACGCUGGACUGGCCGCCGCCUGGGCCGCACAUGCGCUGAUGGUUCGAUGCACGGUAUUCCUUCCCGAGUCAGCUAGUCGGGAAACCAUCGACUUCCUUCACAAACAUGGCGCGGAGGUUGUGAUAGAGGGCAAGAUCUUCUUGGAGGCUCUAGCAAAGGCGGAGGAGGUUGCUAGAACAGAGGAUAACGCGGUGGUGGUCCCCGCAUAUGACGACCUCGUGCUAUGGCAGGGACACGCCUCAAUGAUCACUGAAAUCCAGCAACAGUUUCAGGAUAUCCAAGGGGUGGAACAGGUGACGAAACCGGACGCGAUAUUCUGCAGCGUCGGCGGUGCAGGACUUCUUGGAGGUGUGCUUGUCGGAUUAAAACAGGUUGGCUGGGAAGACAUCCCAGUCGUCGCAGUCGAGACGCACGGGUCCAACUGCUUCGAGGAAUCCCUGAGAUUGAAUCGUGACGAAACAUUCGAGCCAUCGAAGUCCCCGAACAUCGACAGGGUGGUUCUCGACGAGCAUCACCGAGUCAAGGUUGCGCACUUAAAGCAGUUGACUUCAAAGGCAACCUCUCUAGGAGCGUCGUCACCUUCCGCGGGGGUGGUAAAGUUGGCUUUGCAACAUCCAGGAGGGGUAGCCUCCUUGACCGUGUCCGACGAAAUGGCAAUGUGGGCCUCUGAAAGAUUCGCAGAAGAUCAUAAGACCCUCGUCGAGCUAGCAUGUUCGGCGACGUUGACGCCAGCUUAUAGCCCGGACCUCCUCAGCCGUCUGCUGGGCGUAGUCUCUCCUAGCAGGGGACAUGACUCCGUGAAGCUCGUAUUCAUCGUCUGUGGUGGUUUCAAGGUGUCUCUAGCCGAUCUGGCGGAGUAUCAGCACGUAGCUGCGAUCGAGACUGGGGAAAGGAAAGGUACUGACUGGAAGGUUCGCUGCAACGCUCAGCCAUGGGAUAUUCCCAAGUGA